CCCAACCUCCCAACUAAGCCCACUUACCAUGCCCCCCCAAUCCCCCAAUCACCACCCUAACUCCACUCAUAACCACCCUCCCCUCCCUUGGCGGUGCUCCACACUCCCCUUGGUGGACCUGCCCGUACCCUAUCCCUCCCCCCCCUCCCCACCCCCUGGCGCAGGUUAGCAUUCGGUCGCCUCAUCCACCGCUCAUCUUCCUAGAUCUCAAAAUCAGCCGCACACUCCUCCACCCACCUCUUUUAACCAUGCCACCAAACACCCCCCUAUCCUGCGCCGCCCCCUCUCUUAUCCUACGCACCCCCUUUUCCCACCCUCUUAAACACCACAAAUCCCUAAAUCCCUAAUCUCCUCCUCCUCCUCCUCAGCCAUGGCUUCUUCCCCUCCCUCUUCCCCCCAAGACGACGCCCUCAUUCCUCUCCAGUCCGAUCCGCCGCAGGCCGUCCCCCUCGCCCUCCCGGCCCCUCCUCCGCCGCAGCUCACUCCGGCCUCGGCGCCUCCGCCCUCCUCCCGCCGCCUCCCCCCUCCCUGCUGGUCCCACGACGAGACCGUCGCCCUCAUCGACUCCUACCGCGACAAGUGGUACUCCCUCCGCCGCGGCAACCUCAAGGCCACUCACUGGCAGGACGUCGCCGACGCCGUCUCCCGCCGCUGCCCGGCCGCGUCACCGGCCAAGACCGCCGUCCAGUGCCGCCAUAAGAUGGAGAAGCUCCGGAAGCGGUACCGGACCGAGAUCCAGCGGGCCAAGUCGAUGCCCUUGUCCAGGUUCACGUCUUCUUGGGUCCACUUCAAGAGAAUGGACGCCAUGGAGAAAGGUCCGGCGGCUUUGAAGAACGAGAAUUCGGACAGUCCCGGCGACGACGGCGAGGAUGAGGAGAACGAUGAGGAGGACGAUCAGGAUCAGGAGUUGUAUGAGGAGUUGAGGUAUGGGUCGAAUAUGAAGAGUAUGAGUAAGAUGUAUAGGAAUGGAGUUGGGGUUGGGGUUGGGGGGAGUGGCGGGAGCAGUGUUGGUGGUGGGAGUGGUGGGUUUAGGAUUAGGAUUCCGACUGGGGUUAGUAUAGCUCAGCCUGGGAACAAGGUUUAUCCGAAGAUGGAUGCGAAAUUCGGGUUGAAUUCGCACCCGGGGUCGCAUUCCGGGCCGAGUUAUGCUACUGCCAAGGUGAUGAGAGAGUGCAAUAAUAAUUCAGGGGGGAGAAGUGGGGGGUUGGGGAAGAGGGAGAGGGAACGAGAGAGGGAGAGAGACCCUGUGGCGGAGAUGGUGUCGGCGAUUAAGGUCUUGGGAGAUGGGUUUGUGAGGAUGGAGCAGAUGAAGAUGGAGAUGGCCAGGGAGAUUGAGACUAUGCGAAUGGAGAUGGAGAUGAAGAGGACCGAGAUGAUUUUGGAGUCGCAGCAGCGGAUUGUGGAGGCCUUUGCAAAGGCUGUAUCGGAGAAGAAGAAGAAGGCUAAGAGAAUGCCGUCGCCUGAGGCUUAGAUGAUGUUGCGUUGGAGAUUGGAUGAAGAGUUGUUCCCAAAUGGGUUUUGUUGUGUUUGCAGAAUUUCAGAGUUUUGGGGAGUUCUUAUGGUGGUGUCUUUGAGGAUGAGUGAGCUUCCUGUUCAUAGCAGCAGAUGCGGGUUGGUCUUAAUGAAGAUGUAUCUGAGUUUGCUAGUUUGUAAGUUUGUGUUUAACUCUCUUUCACACCACUUUUUUUAAGUGAUAGGAGAAUGUGGAACUUGGUCACUUUAGCCCUUUUGGAUGAUUGUAGCUUAAUCUUUGUAGCAUCAUGUAGUACUGGAAAUUAUGUAGAAUAGUUAUUCUGUUCCUAUCUCAGUUUAAUGCAUAGUAACUUUAGCUGUUUGAUCUUGAA
Rosa rugosa (rugosa rose) is the source of this 1844-nucleotide messenger RNA. Its product is annotated as trihelix transcription factor ASIL2-like. The record is from RefSeq and is a predicted model, not a curated record. Lineage: Eukaryota; Viridiplantae; Streptophyta; Magnoliopsida; Rosales; Rosaceae. Gene Ontology annotation, molecular function: transcription cis-regulatory region binding. The transcript has a single exon. Gene Ontology annotation, cellular component: nucleus. Bases 371 to 1471 code for a protein of 366 amino acids.